AUGGAUGCAGAGAUGGAUGUGAGUGAGAAUAACAUUUGUGACACAGGGGGGAAGAAUUCAAUUUAUCCCAGAAAGGCCACAAAGCAGGUGGGCCACAGCUGCAGGCCACAGAAGGAGGUGGACAUGAAUUACUCCUGCAGUCCUCCUGGAAACUCUGCUGGAGCUGCGGGAAAGCAGGAGCUUCCCGCAGACCUGCGGUGUGGAGGCAAAGAAACCUGUGACACCUACUGCCAGAAACAAGGUGAGAGCCCAGCUGGGGAGUUUCCCCCCUCCAGCACCAGCUUCCACCUGCAGAGAGAAGAUGAGGAUUUAGAUCACUGUUCCUCUGAGCACCCCAGGAAACCACGGACGAUAACGAAACUCCGUGAGGACAACGGAAGCGCCGCUCUUGGAGAUGCGCUUGGUGAGGAGCUGGAGCGCGUCCCCGAGGAAGCUCUGCCCUAUCGAUGCAAGAAGUGUGGCUCCUCCUUCCACGGCAUGAGCGAGCUGCAGGAGCACAGGCGAGCUCACCUGCUGGAGAACUCCUACCGCUGUCCCAUCUGCUCCAAAGGCUUCUCCCGCGCCGCCAACCUGCGCAUGCACAAGCUCAUCCAUUCCAGCGAGAGGCCGCACAAGUGCCCGGAGUGUGACAAGGGCUUCAUCCGCACGGCCGACGUCUGGAGGCACCUGCGCAACGUGCACAAGAUCGAGCGCUCCAUGGUGAUCCUGGCCAGCGGCAUGGCCAGGAACCCCUGGUCCGUGGUGCACCACGGCCAGCAGCACAAUGUUGAGUGCCCAGAUCAGGCUUGUCUUGCAAACCCAAAGCCUCAGGAGGAUGACUUCAAACCUUACGCCUGCCCGACGUGUGGUAAAAGCUUCGAUAAGCCCAACCUGCUGUCCAAGCACAAGGUGAUCCACCGGGAGGACAAGCCCUACAAGUGUCAGGAGUGUGGCAUGGCGUUUGUGCAGCUGCUCAGGCUCAAGAGACACCAGCAGACUCACUCUGGGGCACGGCCCUUCUACUGUGAGGAAUGUGGAGGGACCUUCACCCGGCUGGCAUCGCUGCAGCGCCAUCACCGCAUCCACACCGGAGAGAAGCCCUACUCCUGUAAUUUCUGUGGCCAUUCCUUCACCGAGUCAGGAACCCUACGGAGGCACGAGCGCACACACAAGUUGGACAAACCUUAAUUUGGGGUCUCUGUGGUUGUGUUGUACCUGAAUGAAGUCUGCUCGGCUGGGCUGGAAAAGCACCCUGUGGUGUGUGCUCUGCGCAGUCCAGACCCACUGCCCAGCAGUGGCUGAUGCAGCAAUGCUGCAUCACAGGGAGCUCUGGAACUUGUACUGAGAAGGAUUGCACUGCCUGGCUUUAAACUGCUUUGUAUGAGAAAAUAACCUAAUUACCCCUGAGUAAUGAAUUGGGAGACUUGAGGAGACUGAAACCACUCGCAUGUGCUUGCUCUGUCUCUGCUGGACUGGCGAUGCAUCCGCUCGAGCUUUGUGC
Messenger RNA from Pyrgilauda ruficollis (rufous-necked snowfinch), 1480 nucleotides. It is a transcript of the gene ZNF648, whose product is annotated as zinc finger protein 648. The transcript has 2 exons. The record is from RefSeq and is a predicted model, not a curated record. NCBI's taxonomy places the organism in Eukaryota, Metazoa, Chordata, Aves, Passeriformes, Passeridae. Bases 1 to 1167 code for a protein of 388 amino acids.